CAAUAAUCUCGAUAAUAGUUCACCGAGGUCGCGCGCAAGAAUGACCGAGAAGAACCGGUCCUGGAUGGUCCAACUUGCGCCGAUUUACGCAACAAUCGACAAAAUAUCGGUAUCCGGAGCAAUCGCUCGCUGACUCAGACGAAUUCGCGACUGGAGGGGACAAGGACGAAAGGCCGUGCGCGUAUAACAGAUGGCGGUGACGGAGAUUUCUAGAGUGAAGCGGUCAUCGUUGGUGCCAGUGUAACAUAACUGUCGCUCGAGUUCGUGACAAGUCGCAGGAACGCGCUCGACGUUUCGUCAAUUACGCACGAUAGAUCGUAAAGUUCGUUCUUACGUUCGAGGAGCAAAGAGAGUCGCGAUGGCGCCGAUCGCGGAUCAAGGUUAUACGUAUGAUUUGGUGGUCAUUGGUGGAGGAUCUGGUGGUUUGGCCGCAGCGAAGGAGGCUGUGGGGCUGGGAGCAAAAGUGGCAGUUCUGGAUUAUGUGACUCCCUCUCCUCUUGGUACUACUUGGGGAUUGGGUGGUACUUGCGUCAAUGUAGGAUGUAUACCAAAAAAAUUAAUGCAUCAAGCUGCAUUACUUGGUGAAGCUGUUCAUGAAGCAUCAACAUUCGGUUGGCAGUUGGAUCCGAAAACUGUGAAGAUUGAUUGGGAAGCCUUGACAACAUCUGUACAAAAUCAUAUCAAGUCAGUCAACUGGGUUACUCGAGUCGAGCUUAGAACAAAGAAAGUCGAGUACUUCAACUGUCUUGGAUAUUUCAAGGAUGCUCACACAGUGGUUGGAGUUACCAAGAAGGGCGAGGAAAAAGUCUUGACAGCUAAAAAUGUACUAAUUGCGGUGGGCGGUAGGCCUAGAUAUCCCGAUAUUCCAGGUGCUGUAGAAUAUGGCAUAAGUAGCGAUGAUAUCUUCAGUUUAGAACGUGCUCCAGGCAAGACUCUUAUCGUUGGCGCUGGAUAUAUUGGUCUGGAGUGUGCUGGUUUUCUUAAUGGCUUGGGCUACGAUGCGACAAUAAUGGUUCGAUCGAUCGUGCUGCGUGGAUUCGAUCAGCAAAUGGCAAAUCUCGUUGCCGAAGAGAUGGAGCAACGUGGUGUGCAUUUUAUCUAUCAAGCAAAACCUAAGAAGAUCACGAAACAAGAGGAUGGCCGUCUGCUCGUCCACUGGGUCGACAAGGAUGGUGAAAUUCAUCAAGAUGUGUACGAUACCGUUUUAUUUGCCAUCGGCCGACGUGCGCUCACGCGGGAGUUGAAACCAGAGAAUGCCGGACUGAAGCUUGUUGAAGAAACUGACAAGAUCGAUGCAAUUAAUGAACAAACAAAUGUUCCAAAUAUUUAUGCAGUUGGUGAUGUGCUUCAUAAAAAACCCGAAUUAACACCCGUCGCUAUACACGCGGGUAAACUGCUAGCAAGAAGAUUGUUCGGUAACUCGACGGAACAAAUGGAUUACACGAAUGUGGCAACAACGGUGUUCAGUCCUCUGGAAUACGGAUGCGUCGGAUUAAGCGAAGAAGCUGCAGUGGCGAACCACGGGGAGGAUGCGAUAGAGAUUUAUCAUGCUUACUACAAACCAACGGAGUUUUUUGUACCCCAGAAGAAUGUUGACCGUUGUUACGUGAAGGUUGUCGCGCUUAAAGACGGCGAUCAGAGGGUGCUUGGAAUGCACUUCGUUGGACCCAACGCAGGCGAAGUUAUUCAAGGAUUCGCGGCUGCUAUCAAGUGUAACUUGACAGUACCGAAACUGAAGUCCACCGUCGGCAUUCAUCCAACGGUAGCGGAGGAGUUUACACGCAUUUUCAUUACCAAGCGUUCAGGCUUGGAUCCGAAGCCUCAGAGUUGCUGCAGUUAGAUCGAUGCACGCGUAGCAUCAUUGUGCUUUUUCCCGAAUGCCGAUUUUAUCGAUUAUCCAUUAAGGAGUUAACGCGAUUUGUACUGUGAUGUGAGAAGAGCAAGGUAAUCUCUUUUGGCUGAGAUAGCUUUUCGCCGCAUACAAGAAUGCUGGAAUACCGCAGUAUUACAAAAGAAACAAUAAAAGAAUGGAAUCUAGAA
Linepithema humile (Argentine ant) is the source of this 2040-nucleotide messenger RNA. RefSeq names its product Thioredoxin reductase 1 (gene Trxr1). NCBI's taxonomy places the organism in Eukaryota, Metazoa, Arthropoda, Insecta, Hymenoptera, Formicidae. Gene Ontology annotation, cellular component: cytosol; mitochondrion. Gene Ontology annotation, biological process: cellular response to oxidative stress; glutathione metabolic process; cell redox homeostasis. The record is from RefSeq and is a predicted model, not a curated record. Gene Ontology annotation, molecular function: glutathione-disulfide reductase (NADPH) activity; thioredoxin-disulfide reductase (NADPH) activity; flavin adenine dinucleotide binding.